AUGUCGACCCCGGUCAUUUCUCAAGCAGAUCAGGAAGGAUCUCUCCGUAGGGUUCACUCCCUGUGCGAUAUACCCCGUCAACCGGAGAGUGUUCACAUUCGCACAGCUCUGCGAGAGUCGGAAGGAACCAGUGGUUAUCUUCCAUUGUCGUCUCCAGACCGCGACUACAGCUUGGGUUAUCGCUCAGGUUCAAUCGGUUCUUCACCGGAUGCUUCUUUGGCAACAUCUGGACAGCCUACCCGCUCUUCGAAUCAAGUGCCCUUGCCACCCACUGCUCAGGAACAAGUCCCCUCAUCAUCCACGACGCCUCACAAUAUGCCUCUCUACAUGAGAAUGCUAAUGUACUUUGGGAUAGGUCGGAGAGCUUCGUAUGCUAGGAAAGCUUUGAUGUCUUUGAUUUGGAAUAUGUUUUGGGGAUUUAGUCAGAUCAUCACUAUAAUCACAAUGCUCAUACUGUCUGGGACUUUUUUCAGAAGCACCGCUGACCCUCAAAGGAGUGAAUGGACGGCUUGUGAUCGACCAUUAGGAAUAUGGGCAACUCUGUGGGUUCUGAGGGCUAUUUUGGCGACUUUUUUGGCAUACUGGGACUUUCUCAGGAAUCGUUCACUGAGGUUCAGAAUACGAACAGAUACUGAAGCACCUAACGCUCGUCGAGAUCCCACAACAGUGCAUCUUGGAGAUACCGCGGUGCAGAAUUUUCGUGGAACUGGUUCAAUUACUAACAAUCAUGGUAACAAUAAUCCAAACAACAAUGUCCAAGAGCAUCUUCCUCCGCCCCCAAGAAUGUACUCCCGUCUGACGUUGUUGUCUUCACUAAUGACGUUGAGCUGGUUUUUAACUGCCCACAUUCUAGAGUACACAUCCAUUCAUACAUGUCGGCAGACGUCACCUCACUUGUGGUGGUUAAUAUUUGGCAUUCUCUGUAUAAUGUAUCUCAUGGUGCUAGAAGUUGCUCUUCUCGGAUUGCUUGUUCUUGUGAUAUUGCCCAUAUUGUUUCUGUUCUGGAAUAUCUUCCUCAUUUGUAUUGGUCGACAUCCCAUUCAAAACCCAGGCAUCAAACCAGAAAUUGGAAAAUUGCCCAAGUCCUUCGUAGAACGCAUCCCACUUGUCAUGUAUAUCCCCGCUCCCCCCCAAGAAGGAGGUGUGGACGCCGUUGAAAAUUCUCACUCCUACCCACCGAAUAUGAAUCUAACACCACCCUUGUCACCACAACCACAAAGGUCACACAGGAGAUUCAUAUUUUUUCGCAAUAUAUCCGAACUUCGACGCAUGAAAGAUGACAACAAGCCGAAACACGGCACUGAUGAGGGAGAAAAGGAAAGAGGAUCAACGCCGGGGUAUCAAGAACCUAUGUCUUGGGAACAAAAUUGGGUGCCAGGGCGAUAUCCGUUUGUCAGACUGGAGGGAAAUCGUGCAUCAUGUGCUAUAUGCUUAAUGGAUUUCGAAGAGCCAAAGCGUACGAAGGAUAUACCGGGAGGGGGGGGAAAUAAGGAAAACCCGUCUUCAUCACAUUCCGUUAAUACACCACAGGCGCCACCUGCUACAGCGCAACAUUUAUCUCACGAACAAAUAAAUCAACUGAAACUAGCAGAUGCAGGCGAUGGGGCACAACCAUUGCGAUUACUUGAAUGUGGUCAUGUUUUCCAUAAAACCUGCCUCGAUCCUUGGCUUCUCGAUGUUUCUGGGAGAUGUCCUGUGUGCCAGAGACCUGUUAAAGUCGAGAACUCAAGGAAGAGACACCGAAGAGCCAAUGGUUAA
Psilocybe cubensis is the source of this 1758-nucleotide messenger RNA. RefSeq lists its product as uncharacterized. Bases 1 to 1758 code for a protein of 585 amino acids. The transcript has 6 exons. The record is from RefSeq and is a predicted model, not a curated record. NCBI's taxonomy places the organism in Eukaryota, Fungi, Basidiomycota, Agaricomycetes, Agaricales, Agrocybaceae.